Molecule: messenger RNA, 1338 nt
Organism: Ipomoea nil (Japanese morning glory)
Lineage: Eukaryota; Viridiplantae; Streptophyta; Magnoliopsida; Solanales; Convolvulaceae
Product: protein FLOURY 1-like
Exons: 2
Coding region: 279-1238 (319 amino acids)
Source: RefSeq, a predicted model, not a curated record
GCGAACAGCGUUAUCCAGUAUAUUGCGGCAGUCCUAACUCUGACUCUCGAGACUCCUUACAGCCUCGUCGUUUUCGCCUCCAUUUCUCCCAUUUUCAGAUGCGCCAUUCUUAUCCUUCUUCGCUCGUUCUCAUCUUCUGCGUAGCAGAGUUCCGUUUGCCGCAAAAAUAGCACGAAAGUGAGUUUAAGUGCGGUGCAGUUGUUUUCUGUAAACCCCGCCUAUCAGAAAACUGGCAUUCUAGAACUGAACAAUUUUACAAUUUUAAUCAUCAGACGCUCAUGCAGAUUCUUGGUCAUCUGUGUCUGCUACUCGCUAUAUGUGUUCUUGAAUUUUACAGGAGAUUCUUGGCGUGCUUUCUCGUGGUUAUGAUGAUGGAUUGUGUUGCUUGUUUGAAGCAUCUGGGUUUGAAUUUCGAUUUUGGAUGUGGGUUUUUGGUUUUUGGGUGUUUUGGGGACUUCUUCAAGCUGUUGGGUUUGUUAUUGCUUUUUGGAUUGGGGUUCAAGGCCUUGCAAUUCAGUUGGUUUUGCAAGGGGUUGAAUACGUCUCCGUGCCAUUUCAGGGGGAAAUCAAGUGAAUGCAGAUGUGGGUUUUGCUCAAGAGAUGAUUUCGAUCGGCGUCCUGGCUCAAAGGCUGGAGCUUGCAAAUGCGGGUUAUCUAGAUCGCUGAAGAAUUGGAAUUCACCAUCGAAGAUCGAUAUGUUGGAAGAAAAAACUAAAGGAAGCGGUUCAGAUGGUGAAUUUUGUGAUACCAAUGAUGCGGAAGAACAAGAAGGGUAUGAUGAAGAUAAUGUGUUUGACGUUAUGACGCUGAGAAAAAUGGUGAAGAUGGAAAGGAGAAAGGCGGAGUCUGUUCACUUGGAGCUCGAGAAGGAAAGAAUGGCCGCAGCUAGCGCGGCACAGGAAGCCAUGGCGAUGAUUCUGCGCCUUCAGAAUGAAAAGAGCAUGAUUGAAAUGGAGUCCAGGCAGUAUAAAAGCUUGGCUGAAGAGAAGCAACUCCAUGACCAAGAAGUGAUUCAAUCACUGCAAUGGCUUGUAUUGAAGCACGAGGCAGCAGAAAGUACAGUUUUGGGAGACCAACUGAGAUUGCGUAGGAAAAGAUCAAAGCUUUUUAUGAGGAACGAUGAAGGGGACCACUCUGAAGAUGAUGAAUUAUCUUGGAGUUCUCCUAAAGUCAACUCUGAAGAUGCGAUCCACCGCGAGCUCUUUAGCUCUCUUGAUCUGGAUCUCUCACCUGAGUAAGCCAUUAAGUAGAGAUAGAUCAAGUACACAAUUAACUGGUCUAUCUUCAUCACAGACCAGAAAAGUCAUUUGAUAUAACAAUCUGAAACUGUCACUGUUU